UUCGCCUAAAAAAUAAUUUAAAAUAUGAUUUUCUUCCGCACUUUGAUGAUUUUACUCUCAUUUGUUGUUGUAUGUGGCGUUUAUGCCUUACCGGUUGAGGUUAAUCUGCUAACUUUUACGGGCGUGUGUGAGUUGAGCGGCGAUUGGUGUACCGUAAAAUGUCAAAUUGCUGGUGGACGUGACGGCUAUUGCAACAAAGUGAAAAUAUGUCAUUGCAGGCAAUUGUAAAAUGUUGAU
Messenger RNA from Anastrepha obliqua, 237 nucleotides. RefSeq lists its product as uncharacterized. Lineage: Eukaryota; Metazoa; Arthropoda; Insecta; Diptera; Tephritidae. Bases 25 to 228 code for a protein of 67 amino acids. The record is from RefSeq and is a predicted model, not a curated record. The transcript is spliced from 2 exons.